UUGAAUGAGGGGCCAUCAUCCCGGCGGCUCGGAGGUGGAAAAUACAGUUAAAAGUCUCUCUGGAUGCGUAUAAAAUGAACAAGCUGGCCUCUCAGACAGGCACCUGAGUGACCGUACAGCGCCAUUUCACCUCCUCGUUGGGUUUCUUGGAUGCACUCCUCCCACUUCCUGCUUCCCAUCUGAUGUUCCUCAAGAUUCCCCACAACUAUUGCCCUCAUUCUGACUAGAAAUUAAUUAAAAGAUACAUACACAUAUAUAUUUGUUUAUAACAUCCAGAAUUCAAUUACCUGUCACCUGCAUCACCCUCCUUCCCCUCUCCCUUUUUAUCUUAUCAUCAAAUUUAAAAGGGGUCAUCAAACACUCGUUACGACACACAACCACAUUAAUUCAUACAUACAGAAGCCACCAUGUCCUCCAUCCUUCCCUUCACUCCCCCGGUUGUGAAGCGCCUCCUGGGAUGGAAGAAGACUCCAGCAGGGAGCGGAGGAGCAGGGGGAGGCAUCGGAGGAGUAGGUGAGCAAAACGGGGGAGGACAGGAGGAGAAGUGGUGCGAAAAGGCUGUGAAGAGCUUGGUGAAGAAGCUGAAGAAGACCGGGCAGCUGGAUGAGCUCGAGAAAGCCAUCAGCACGCAGAACAGCAACACAAAGUGUGUCACCAUACCCAGUAAUUGCUCAGAUCUAUGGGGUCUGGGCUCAGGCCACACGAUAGAGCAGUGGGACUCUGCAGGCAUGUACGGAUACCAUGACCACAGCAGGUCACUGGAUGGGCGUCUUCAGGUGUCCCAUCGUAAGGGCCUUCCCCAUGUCAUCUACUGCCGCCUUUGGAGAUGGCCCGACCUUCACAGCCACCAUGAGCUGAGGGCCAUCGACGCCUGCCAGUUUGCCUUCAACCUCAAAAAGGAUGAAGUUUGUGUCAAUCCCUACCACUACCAGAGAGUGGAGACGCCUGUGCUCCCUCCGGUGUUGGUGCCCCGUCACACAGAGAUUCUGACAGAGCUUCCUCCUCUAGACGACUUUACAAACUCCAUCCCUGAAAACACCAACUUCCCUGCCGGCAUAGACCCUCCGAAUAACUACAUACCAGAGACUCCUCCACCUGGCUACAUCAGUGAAGAUGGGGAAACCAGCGACCAACAGAUGAAUCAAAGUAUGGAAUCAGGUUCACCAGCAGAAAUGUCACCCAGCACCCUGUCACCUGUCAGUCAUGGCCUGGACCUUCAGCCAGUUACCUACAGUGAACCAGCUUUCUGGUGCUCGAUAGCCUACUAUGAAUUAAACCAGCGGGUUGGAGAGACCUUCCACGCCUCACAGCCGUCUCUGACAGUCGACGGCUUCACCGACCCCUCUAACUCUGAACGCUUCUGUCUAGGGCUUCUCAGCAACGUUAACAGGAAUGCAACUGUUGAAAUGACAAGGAGACAUAUAGGUCGUGGUGUAAGGUUGUACUACAUCGGAGGGGAGGUGUUCGCCGAGUGCCUCAGUGACAGUGCCAUUUUUGUCCAGAGUCCCAACUGCAACCAGCGAUACGGCUGGCACCCUGCCACAGUCUGCAAGAUACCCCCAGGCUGUAAUCUGAAGAUUUUUAACAACCAGGAGUUUGCUGCACUGCUGGCCCAGUCAGUCAAUCAGGGGUUUGAGGCGGUCUACCAAUUAACCAGGAUGUGCACCAUCAGGAUGAGCUUCGUCAAGGGCUGGGGAGCAGAGUACAGACGUCAGACAGUAACCAGCACUCCCUGUUGGAUUGAGCUGCAUCUCAACGGCCCCCUCCAGUGGCUGGAUAAGGUGCUGACCCAGAUGGGUUCACCAUCAGUGCGCUGCUCCAGUAUGUCCUAAAUGCAAUGUCAAACUGACAUUUCACAACAUUUGACCAGUAUGUCCUGAGGAAGACCGCAGUGCAGUCUUAAACUGACGCACUAACAACAUUUUCAUCUAGAAAAAAACUGGAUUAUACAACAGACCUGGAGGACGAGAGAAUGACAUCGCUGAUGGACGAUGUUAAUGAUAUCACAGUGGACCUGAUCACUUUUGGCUCUGUUGGAUUAACGUUAAGAUGACAUUCCAGUAAUCAUGGACUUAAUUGAAAUCACCCUGCAAUACCAAAAGACGAGAGUGAUGUCACAAUGGACCAGACUGCAUUCAUGUUUUUGGUAUCUGACUGAGGCAUUGAUCCAGAAACACAAAGCAGGACGGAGCUCUACUGUCCGGCUGUUUUGGGGAUUGAUGAGCGUGAGACCUUUUAGCAACAGGGGCAGCCUCUCCAACCACUAGUCCACCUUACUGCUCCACUACUAACCUACCACAGCACAACUUUGAUUCCAGAUUUCUGUUUAAACAAGGUUGACCAACAGCAGUACUGCCAAUCCAGGCUCAACCAAAGUCAGCUCCACGCCUGGACAUGAUUUUUUUUCUUGGUUUUGGUGACCAAACUUCCAUUUUUAUCUGCGAUUUUCCUGCUUUUCUCCUGGUGAGUUCUGUGUUGUUAUGACCUAACAACUGGACUCUGAAAAGGGGCGAUCACCAGGAGAGCAAGUUGAUGUCUUUAAUUAAUAUUGCAUAGCCUGUCUUCACAUGUUCAAAUGCACGCACAUAUACACUGUAACACAGACAAACCUUACUAGCUAUUUUUGACACAACUGCAGAGCAUUUCGUCUUUGCGUUUUAUUGGUUCUAUUCAACCAUGAGCGUGCAGUGGGGUAGAUGUUUGGAUUAGAGCUCAAACUGCUGCUAAACAGCACGGAUAACUGGAAUGAGUUAGUCAUUUUUAGAACAUGUCCCUCUUCUGGAACUUCAUCCAAUCUUUGAACUUCUUUUCAGAGAGUAGGAAAGGCAUAAGGAGUUAACCACAGCUAAAUGUUUCUGGUUUUCGAGGCCCAAAAGUUUGCACUGACUCUGUUUCCCCCUGCAUGCUCUUACACUUUCUCUCUUGCAUUCUCUUCAUCAACUUUUUUACAAUUAUAUCAUCUUGCUUAUGAAGGAGAGUUGUAUGUUGGGCUUGGAGAUGUGUAGGAAUAGGACUCAGUAUAAAUGCAGUUCAAGAAUCUAAGCUUCAAUGUCGCCCCCUGCUGUCUAAAAGAAAAAAUACCAUCACUAAUGUUUUGCUGAUGCAAGUCUCUCUCGAAUAUACGCUUGGACUGAUGCACGGUUUCCCCAUUAUUGACAUUUUAUUGUAAGAAAGACGAGUCCUGCAGCGUGGGACUUUUGAAAAACUUCAGCUUCUAUACUGUACUUGCACUGCCCCAAAUUAUGCACACUUGAUAUUGCUACAAGAAAGUUGCCUUUGAUGUAAAAUACAGCAAGAUAUGCUUUGAAAUGUACAGAUAGGAAUGUUGAAAAGUCCAUUUUAAAUCAUGACAAUUACAAAAAAAUAUCUUCCAUAUUUUUAAGAAUGUUCACUAUAAUGAUUUUUCCCUGUAUAUUGUCUGAAUUGGCUUAUUAAAGAGCAUUAAUUUGAUUUUAAUAAAAUUUCUUAUCCCCAAUCUAAAAGCCAGCUGGUACCUACAUUGGUAUUUUAGAGUCCAAAUCUCAAGUAUUUAAGCUUUAAGUAUUUGACAAGCUAGUUAUACUACACAGCUAUUUUCUUUACACAUUCUUUUAGCUACAUUUUGUAUUGUGUAUUUUUUACAUAUGAAUAUAUUUAAAAAAUGUCAAAGCUUUCUUCCCUUUUAUUAGAAUUCAAUAUUUUUUUAGAAUAUGCCCCCUCUUCGAAAUGACAGCUUAAUGAUGAUUUAUGAAAUAUGUAGCAUAGGAUGCAACAUUUUCACUGAUUUUACCACAGUAGAAAUUUUGAGACUUAGAGGCUGAGUCAUCAUAAUUUCCUUUGUUUUCUUCAAAACUUGAUUUGGCUACUAAAAUGGUAAAAGUAGCUGAUGAAUUUGGGGAUUUUAUCAGCUGUCGAAGAAGGUAGUUUCUUGCUUUAUUCUUAUUAAUUUUAUCAGCUCUAUGGGCGUGACCCAAAUUAUGAUAGUGCUGUCCCAAAGACAGAAUGCAUGUAUCUACAAUAUGACCUGUACACUGCAGAUCCACUGUCACAAACUGAACUGCUGACAAAAACACAACAGCACCUGAUGACAACAUGACAUCAGACAGACGUUGAAUAUUUGAUUGGAAUAAUAUUGGUUUGAUCAUAUUUUAAUUGUAUGACAUUAGAAUUUUACAUUUUAUGGACAUUAACAUGACAUUUUUCCGAUGUUAGGUUCUGUUUUCCCUACCUUGUAACUAAAUGCUGUAACUCGAAAAGACGUUUUCAUGAGGCGUUUGGAAGACGUUGGAUUUUGGUAACACAUCUUAAAACCACCAAAAUAUCAACGUUACCUGCUAUCAGUAUUCUUUGUCAAACUGACGUUUGCAUUAGAUAUUGUCAUGACAUUGACUUUUGGUCACUCGAAGUCAUAGCCUAAAUUCAACCUUGUUAUGUCUAACGAUGUUGGUGGCAAACUGGGCAGUUUUCCAGUUUUGAAUUUUACUGGCUUGAUGAUUAAAAUUUCCGAUUUUUCUUUUUGGGGUUUGGUUAGUUGCAAAGUGUUUGGAUGAAAAAAAACCCAGACUUUUUGGAGAUAUUAGAGUUUAAUCCAGCAGCUAGGCAAUGCAGAUUUUUUUUUUUUUUUAACAACAAAGCAGUUGAUUUUCAUUUUAAAAGCUCUGAUUUUGAAGGCGGCGUUUGUAGAAUUCUGUCUUACUUUAGCAACACAGGACAUUCCAGUACACAGUGUAAAAGCUGCUGCCAAUUUCAGCUCUGCAGAUGUUUAAUUCUAAUGACUCCUAAUGUGUGGUUGUACACUGUUAAUUUACAGUGAGCGUGUUUACAUGCACAUAUGAUAUUGAAUUGCAUUCAAGGCCUCUUUACUCAGAGUUUAUUCUUCAUGUGUUUCCCAAUACAUCAGCAGAAUGCUACCACAAAAAUGGCUUGCAAGUGGGACGUGUAAAUAAAAGUAAACUGGACCAGG
Messenger RNA from Plectropomus leopardus (leopard coralgrouper), 4942 nucleotides. It is a transcript of the gene smad2, whose product is annotated as SMAD family member 2. Gene Ontology annotation, cellular component: heteromeric SMAD protein complex. Gene Ontology annotation, biological process: positive regulation of transcription by RNA polymerase II; activin receptor signaling pathway; anatomical structure morphogenesis. Gene Ontology annotation, molecular function: I-SMAD binding; RNA polymerase II cis-regulatory region sequence-specific DNA binding; DNA-binding transcription factor activity, RNA polymerase II-specific. Lineage: Eukaryota; Metazoa; Chordata; Actinopteri; Perciformes; Serranidae. The record is from RefSeq and is a predicted model, not a curated record.